AUGACCGGAGAUGAAAGGAAACAAAAAGCAGAAGACCUAUGUAAAAAACUGUCAGGUCAGCAAAGUAUUUUUAAGAAAGUAAAUAGUUCUCAGAAAGCAGCUACACAUGCAGGUUAUGUUGUAGCAUACAAUAUUGCUAAAAGUAACAAAGCUCUCUCUGAUGGGGAGUUUGUUAAAUACUGCAUGCUCAAAGUUUGUGAUAAUUUAUGUCCUGACAAGACAAAGGAUUUUGAAACUGUAAGCUUAUCUCGAAAAACAGUGACUUCUAGAAUCGAAGUCAUAGAUAAAAACAUAUUAUCACAGUUGGAAUCAAGGAUUGCUCAAUUUAAAUUCUGCUCCAUUACUAUGGAUGAAUGCACUGAUAUAAAUGAUACUGCACAGUUGCUAUUAUUUAUAAGAUGUGUUGACAAAAACUUCUCUAUUACAGAGGAAUUAGCAUGCAUGCGGUCGUUAAAGGGAACUACAACAGGGUCAGAUAUUUUUCAUGAAUUUCUGGAAGGCCUUUCAACUUUGAAAGUACCUAUAACUAGCAUAUGCAGUAUUACGACAGAUGGAGCACAAAGUAUGACAGGGACAAAAUCUGGAUUUGUUGGGAUCUUUAAUCAAGAAUAUCCCGAGAACAAUGUUGUAUUUCUGCAUUAUGUCAUACAUCAAGAUGCCCUGCGUAGAUCUGCCUUGGAUAUGAAACCUGUGCUUGAUGUCAUUGUGAAGCUUGUUAAUGCCAUUCGAUCUCGAGGGCUUACUCACAGACAAUUUCGAGAGUUUCUUGACUCCAUGCAAUCAGAAUACUCUGAUUUACUGUACUACUCGAAAGUAAGGUGGCUUAGCGCGGGACGCGUCUUCGAGCGAGUCUGGCAGCUGAAAGACGAAAUAGUGUCAUUCUUCCAAGAGAAACAGUGGUUUGUAGAAUGUGAAAUACUGGAAGAUACUGUGUGGCUUUCGGACUUUGCAUUUUUCACAGAUCUUCUCUGCCACCUGAACAAGUUGAAUGUCAAGAUGCAAGGAAAAAAUCAAUUUAUUGAUGAUAUCUGGGGCCAUAUCAGAAGUUUUAAACUACAACUUGUUCUGUUUGCAGAUCAGCUAGCUAAGAAUGACUUGUCUCACUUCCCGAGGUUAAAUUCAAUAGCCCCAGUGAUGAAGGACAAGCUUAGGAGCUACGAGGAUAGCCUGAGAAGACUCCGUGUUGAAUUUGAACGAAGAUUUCAAAACUUUAGUGCCAUUGAAAAAGACUUGGAUGUUUUCAGUAUGCCUUUUAAUGUAGACUGUGAAACAGUGAAACCGGACUUGCAACUUGAAUUAAUUGAGUUGCAAUGUAACACUCAACUCAAACAGUUGUUUCUCAAUGUCCCAAAAUUAGAGUUCUAA
Messenger RNA from Cryptotermes secundus, 1365 nucleotides. RefSeq names its product general transcription factor II-I repeat domain-containing protein 2. The coding region runs from base 1 to 1365 and encodes 454 amino acids. The transcript has a single exon. The record is from RefSeq and is a predicted model, not a curated record. NCBI's taxonomy places the organism in Eukaryota, Metazoa, Arthropoda, Insecta, Blattodea, Kalotermitidae.